Molecule: messenger RNA, 1530 nt
Organism: Dracunculus medinensis (Guinea worm)
Lineage: Eukaryota; Metazoa; Nematoda; Chromadorea; Rhabditida; Dracunculidae
Source: the annotation of a GenBank genome assembly
GAUUGGAAUUAUGCGGUGAUUAUCGAUGCCGGAUCAACUGGAUCGAGGCUUUAUCUCUAUCGGUUUAGAUCAGUUUCCGAGAAAUUAUUAAUUGAUAUUCGUCCAGCUUAUGACAAUAUAAGACGUCAUGUUAUUAAAAAGAUCAAUCCUGGUUUGUCAUCAUUUGCCGAUAAUCCUGAAAAUGCAACAGGCAAUUUUUUUGAUUUAUAUUAUUUAAAGCCAUUGUUGGAUUAUGCUAUUCAGUUUAUUCCGUUUGAUAAAGUAAAAUUUACAUCAUUAUUCAUUUUUGCAACUGCUGGCAUGCGCCUUAUUCCAGUUCACAAACAAAAUUUGAUUUUGAAGAAUUUGCACGAGAAUCUUUCUGCAGUUGUACCUAUGCAAGUAUUACCUGAACAUAUACGUGUAAUUAGUGGAGAUUGGGAGGGAAUAUAUUCAUGGAUUGCAGUAAAUUAUGUUCUCGGGCGGUUAGACUUUGUUUUCUUUAGUUUAAAUCAAAUAUUUUUCGCUUUCAGUUUUAAAAAAGAUGAAAAUUUUCGUAAACCUACUGUUGGAAUAAUUGACAUGGGUGGUGGCUCUGUACAAAUCGCUGUCGAGACUAACCAAAGUGGCGAAGAAGACGAGUUUUCUCAAAAAAUAAAUCUCGGCUGUGACGAUAAUAAUGACGUUUUCAUGUAUCGAUUAUUCGUAUCAACAUUUCUUGGUUUUGGUGUUAAUCAAGGACUUCAAAAAUAUGAAAAUUAUAUGAAGAAUCAUUUAAUUCAGAAUAAUGCACCAUAUGUUCGCGAUCCAUGCUUGCCUAAAAAUCUUGUAAAGCAGAUUCACAUGGAGAAUGGGUCAAUUUUUACGAGAAAGGGUUAUGGCAGUUGGGACGAUUGUUUUGACCAUUUGGUAAAAUUGUUGGCUGAACAAAAUCAAAAAGUGGAAUGUGUCAAGCGCAAUUGUUUGCUGGGCAUGGUGCGUGCUCCAAAUUUGUCUCUAUCUAAUACUGAAUUGUAUGGAUUUAGUGAAUAUUGGUUUUCAAUGGAAGAUGUACUUUCAUUGGGUGGUUCAUAUAAUUUUACGACGUUGGCACAUGAAGCUCGCAAAUUUUGUGCUCAAAAAUGGUCUACAGUUUUGUACCGUUGGCGUAAUAGACUUUAUCCAAAAGCAGACAAAGAACGAAUUCAAAUGCAGUGCUUCAAAUCUGCGUGGAUCUCAGCAAUAUUACACUUUGGUUUCCAUGUUGACAAAUAUUUUAAUAAUUUUAAAUCAGUGCUGCUUAUUGAAGGCCAAGAAGUUCAGUGGACACUUGGAGCGUUAUUGUAUCAUCUGAGAUAUUUUCCGUUAAGGGAUAUUCAGAAGCAGCGACUUCUAGAAAAAAAACGUCGUCAAAAUGUAACAAAUCGCGGAAUAAUUUAUUUAUUACCAUUAAUUAUUUCUGUAUUUGCACUAUUUGUUGUUUGGUUUUCGUUACGACGUAGUAUUCUUAGACGCGAACGGUCGAUGUGGGGCUAUAUGAUGUUGUCUCAGAACGAUUCAUUUGCACCAUAA